AUGCAAUAUCUUGUGCCCUACCUCGACGGCAGUGCGAAGCAGCUGGUAAGUUCGUUCCCGAUUUCCGACGCGAACUACCAGGAUGCGUGGGAGGCGCUCACGAACCACUACGAUAAGAAAAAAUAUACUCUUAUUCGUGAGUUCAUGGACCAGCCGGCGGUGUCCACCGCCACAUCCGGAAGUCUACGCAAGCUCGUCACUACUUCUGAUGAGGUGGUGCGACAAUUGAACGCGCUUGGUGAGGAUUAUGGCACACGGGAUCCGUGGCUUAUCUACUUCCUACUGGAAAAGCUGGAUAAGGAAAGCCGAUCAAUGUGGGCGCAGCAAAUCAUCGAAGAAAAGAACCCUUCCUUUGACGAUUUCAUCAAGUUCCUGGACAACCGAUGCGAUGCGCUGGAAACUUGCACAGCGUUUACGAAGAAGAUAACAACGGAAGCAGUCAAGAAGGAGCCGUCGAAGAAACUAGCAAGUGAGAAGAGGAUGCAGUCGCUGCACACAGCUGCACGGCAUCACACACUGCUAUGUGAACUGAAAAGUGAAGAUGGAAAAAAGAAACCAGUGGAAAACAGUGAUUCAGACCAGCAACAAGCGGGUGAAGCGGCCAUAACCUCAAUGGUGGCGCAGGUACCGCUGGAGCCACAGCAGAAGUCGGUCGUGCUACCUACUGCUGUCAUCCGUGAACAGGGAUUCGACGGCGGUCUUCUGCAAGUGCGUGCUCUGAUCGACUCGGACUCUGAAGCAUCAUUGAUCUCGGAAGUCUGCGUCAAGAAGCUCGGUCUGUCUUGCUCCAACGGAAAGGUAACGGCAGCCGGAACAACGCGUGGCCUUGUAAAGCUGGUGAUGGCUAACCGGUUUAUCGACGUGUGUGUUUUGCAGACAAGUGCCUACGUUCUGGGGAAGCUCACCUCGACGCUUCCUACACAGCACUGCAGGGUUCAUUCAAGCCUCCUGGAUAAGCAGCUAAAGGAGAACCUCGCUGAUCCGGCAUACUAUCAGCCGGGUCCGAUCGAUAUCAUUUUGGGAUCUGAUGUCUUUCUUGCUCUCCUCAAGCCAGGGCAAGUCAAAAACAACGGUGGUGUUCCUGUGGCACAGAACACGAUCUUCGGGUGGAUUGUGUCCGGGAAUCAAGCCAUCUACUCAUCGAGUCUUCGAAGCAACGUCUCGAUCGUCAAUCUUCACACAGAGCUGGACCUCAACCGCACCUUGCGGAUGUUUUGGGAGCAGGAGGAGGUUCCGAAGCCACAACAGCUUACUCCUUCUGCACAAGCAGCCACCGAGCUCUUUAGGUCUACUCUUACACGGGAUGAAAAUGGGCGCUUCAUCGUGCGACUGCUGUUCGAUGAUUCGAAGCCAGCGCUGGGUGAGUCCCUCACUUCGGCCACUAAGCGAUUGCGAUCGAUGAAAAGACGUUUCCGACAGGAUGAGGAAUUCCAUUCGCUGUACUCGGAGUUCCUCAGCGAAUACCUGGCGCAGGGGCACAUGGAAGAGGUGCCACCAGACGAACUGGAAGUAGAGACUAGCAAGUGUUUCUACCUUCCCCACCAUGCCGUCGUCAAGGCCGAAAGCACGACGACUAAGUUGCGGGUGGUCUUCGACGCCUCGUGCGCGUCGUCGACUGCGGACGUAGAGAAAAUGUAUCGCCAGGACUACCUGAGGAUCGUGUUUCGUGAAUCGGAGGAUCAACCAAUCAAACAUUAUCGGUUGUGCACCGUGACUUACGAAACCAAGUGCGCUCCGUACUUAGCGCUCGAAGCCAUGAAGCAAGUAGCCCGCGAGUACAAUCAAGUGUAUCCCGAAGCCGUGCAGAGGAUUGAGCUCGACACCUACGUCGACGAUUUUCUGUUUGGCGCGCAGACCACCGUUCAGCAAGCGAGGAAAUUCAAGGAGCAAGUUGUGGAGAUUUUGGAGUCCGCUGGUUUCCACCUGCGGAAAUGGACCACUAACUGUUCGGAACUACUCCAGGAAGCACCUGAGGACGAUCAAGCGCCGGUCGAUGUGAAACUAGCAGAGCAACUAGACGCAGUCAAGGCACUCGGCAUUCAGUGGUUACCCAAGGAGGACACAUUUUCAUUCAAGGUCAGCUUGAACCCGAACAGCGUGAACACCAAACGGCAGCUUCUUUCUGAUUCCUGCAAGCUAUUCGAUCCGUUCGGAUGGCUCUCACCUGUAACCGUCAGAGUCAAGAUUUUGUUCCAGCAACUUUGGCUUACUGAUCUCGCGUGGGACGAUUGGCUGCCUCCAGCAGUCGAACCAGCGUGA
Messenger RNA from Ochlerotatus camptorhynchus, 2259 nucleotides. RefSeq lists its product as uncharacterized. Lineage: Eukaryota; Metazoa; Arthropoda; Insecta; Diptera; Culicidae. The coding region runs from base 1 to 2259 and encodes 752 amino acids. The record is from RefSeq and is a predicted model, not a curated record. The transcript has 3 exons.